Messenger RNA from Cylicocyclus nassatus, 1618 nucleotides. NCBI's taxonomy places the organism in Eukaryota, Metazoa, Nematoda, Chromadorea, Rhabditida, Strongylidae. The record is from the annotation of a GenBank genome assembly.
GGGAGGUGCUGUUACAGCAGGACUUGUAACUAUUAUUACAUUCCUACAACCUGAUUGCAGAUGUCACGCCAAAGCAAAAGGGCGGAGCGGCCGCAGAGUUCGCGAGAUCAGCGCCUUCUCGCUUCUAUACAAAGCACACUUCAAGGCGGAUCCCCAACACAGACACAACACUCACGACGAGAAAGAUCAAGAAAGGCAGCUGAACCGGUCGAGGAACUGAACGAUUUGGACAGUAUCAUCACGCAGAUAACCGAUCUCAAGAUUCGGGCAGACCGAUCAGCUAUCCAAAUAAAAAGGAACAUAUCGGCUUGUGGCUUUCUGGCUCGGAUGAAUGAAGAUGAAUGGACGGAGAUGUGCAAAAGCCUUAUCACUGCUGCUUUGACAGAUGGGGAGACGGAUUUUGUGGUCGAUUUAUUCAUAUCGCUCUUAGAGUACGACCUUUUCUGCGAAGUGAUGUGUACUGAACUCAUGACUCUAUGUUCGGCAUUUGUAAUGGAUGGUCCAAGUGGGAUCGGCAACAUUCCGUCUUUUCUUGGCGCCAUACUUUGUGCUAAUUGGCCGCGACACAUCUCUAAAGCCAUAGACACAAUAAAUCCAAUCCUAUACACCACUGUCUCCGUUAUUAAAGGCUGGCUUCUUGUUUUGGAGGAGGACAAUGAGGCUGUCGCAAAACUGGCGAACUUGAGCGUAGCCAGCGAUGAUAAUGCUGAAGAAAACGGGACAUCGGUCAGUACAUCAGAAAGGGAGGAUCCUGAGAUCGUGAACAGGUGUGCACAUUCGAUUUGCCUGCUGUGUGAAUCGGCGCAGAGGUCUUUGUGGAUGAAGUGGCCAGAGCUAUGCGAUGAAAUUUACUGCGUGAUUAAGCCAUGCAUCACUCACAACCAGAUUAUUACGGGAGAAGUCAAAUCUGGCCUCUUACAUACUUUGAUGUCGUUGAAUGCGUGGACUAGAACGAAAGCAGUCACGAUGAAGAAUUCACAAACGCAGACUGUUCAGAAUAUCUAGCGAAUGCGACUUUAGUUAAAUAACCUCAUUACUUCAAAUUUUAGUUGUCAGGAUCUAAUAAGCUACUUAGAGUUGAAUGCAUGGUUUUAGAAAUUCUAGUCUUUUGUGCCAUAACAGUCUCGCUAGGCUCAUCGCCGUUUUAGCAGUUCUCCAUUUAUCUUGCUCAGCCACUCUGGUUUUUGUUAAUGGUCUCGUUCCUAACUCUAACAUUCGUUGAAUAUCAUUUGCUUAGCGAGUACCUCUAGAGGCCACUAUGGUCAUUACUAGCAAUAACCUUGCCUACCUAUAUAGCUUGAAGUUAUUAUUUCUCAUAUCACAGGUUGUACAUAUAUUGUGAGCUAUUUCGAUUUCAUUUUGUGCUUACACACUGUUAGGAAUGUUCAUUCUCUGAUGCUAGGCGUGAAUCUACCUGUGAUUUUGCUUGUAUCGUGUUGUUUUUAUUGCUUGUACGUGUUCUCCGCGGUUGUCCCUGGAUUUCUAAUCAUCGAUCUGAUCUAGCACUCCCUUGUUUGUCCUUAGGGCAUGGUACUUAUCUAUCUGUUCGCUGUAUAUGAAAGUACCUCUUUCAGAUUGUUUGGCUAUGUAUCUUGAGUCUCGGGAUAAAGUUGACUAG